Molecule: messenger RNA, 1577 nt
Organism: Colias croceus (clouded yellow)
Lineage: Eukaryota; Metazoa; Arthropoda; Insecta; Lepidoptera; Pieridae
Product: 2-aminoethanethiol dioxygenase
Exons: 1
Coding region: 1-870 (289 amino acids)
Cellular component (GO): mitochondrion
Molecular function (GO): oxidoreductase activity, acting on single donors with incorporation of molecular oxygen, incorporation of two atoms of oxygen
Source: RefSeq, a predicted model, not a curated record
AUGACAUUUGCGGACAGUUGUGCUUUGUUAUCGUGCCGAUUUAUUUCUCGUUUUAUUAGAAGAAAAAAAUUCUUGUGUAUUAAUACUUGCAGAUUUCAUAUGGAUAAUAAGCAUGAAGCAAAGUCUGCUAUGGAAAUAGUGAACGUACCACCCAUCAUAUCAACAUACCGACAUGCUUUACGUACUUUCGAUGACAAGUUCAAAAAUGAUUUCAGCACCAACUUGAACAAAUUAAAAUCUAUGAUGGAUACAUUAAAGGCAGACGAUUUCGGCUUCGACAAUACUUUCAAAGAUCCAGCUACGUGGCGUCGACCCAACAAGGCUCCCUGCACAUACAUUGAGGUGUUCCAAAACAGUAAAGUUAAUAUGAGUAUAUUCAUAUUAAGACCCGGUUUUAAGAUGCCCUUACACGACCAUCCACAUAUGCACGGACUGUUAAAAGUUAUAUCAGGAGCUGUACGAAUAAGAAGUUUUUCAGAAUUCCCAUUAAAGGAAGUAGUAAGUCAAGUUGAUUUUAAAGUUCGUGCUAAACAUGAAGCGGCGCGGCUCGCCCAAGGUCUGCACAAACGUAGAAGAUUAUUUGCGCAAAUAUCCCAGGAUCAUGUGUGCACAGACAAUUCUCAAACAUGCAUUUUAACCCCAACUGUAUCAAAUUACCAUGAAAUUGAAGCUUUACAUGAACCAGUGGCUUUUUUCGACAUUUUAGCGCCACCGUACGAUACAUUUGUAGAAGGAAUUGGUCCAAGAAGAUGUAGAUAUUAUUAUGUAGCUAAUGAAAUAAGUUCGAGUCUAGUGGAGCUACAAGAAACAACAGUGCCAGAGUGUUUUUAUUGUGAUCAAGCGCCUUAUCUAGGGCCAAAUCUUUCAUAGGUAAUAAUUAAUAUAUUUAUGCUGGGAUACAAUCCCAGAGUUACCAAGAGGCGAUGAGAACUUGUCUAUAUUUAAACGUCUAGUUCAAAUGUUUUUGUGCCUUUAAUUUUAAUUAUGCACUAACUGCUGCCUUGUUGAAUGGCAAGGUUUAUAAAGUGGGUUUAGUGUUAGUUGAAGUUUCAAUACAUUUAUAAGUUACCUGUUAAUAUAGUGUAGGCGAUAUGGGAGCACACCAAAUCACAUUUGUAGGCUUUUUUUUGACAACGGCAGCUUUAGAUGAUACAUUGAUAAGUCAAUUUGUUAUUCAAGCCUUAAUUGACAAAUGCUCAGUUUUAUUGAUCCCAAAAUUAGAUAAUUUAACAUCAAAAAUUAUAUUUGAAUUUGUACUUACUUACUUACUUACUAGAGUGCCGCAGGGACCCAAAGUGAGUCUUGGCCUCCGACAAUAAGAGCCUCCAUUUGACUCUAUCCUGCGCCAUCUCUUGCCAGUUUUCAAUCUGGAGGGUGCGCAGGUCCUUGGCGAUUUCGUCUUUCCAGCAGUAUUUGAAUUUGUGGUAGAAAAUAAUUAUUGGACAAUAGUAACUGAGUAUGAACCUAUUUUCUAUGUAUACAAUUUAUUUAAUAAAUAUUAGACUGAAUAAUUAAUUACAAUUUUUAUUAAUAAUUUUGACGAAACAUCCAAAAAUAUGAAUAUUAUGAGAUGUUUA